Molecule: messenger RNA, 3690 nt
Organism: Mercenaria mercenaria
Lineage: Eukaryota; Metazoa; Mollusca; Bivalvia; Venerida; Veneridae
Product: calcium-transporting ATPase type 2C member 1-like
Exons: 24
Coding region: 116-2911 (931 amino acids)
Biological process (GO): manganese ion transport; intracellular calcium ion homeostasis; calcium ion transmembrane transport
Cellular component (GO): endoplasmic reticulum; plasma membrane; Golgi membrane
Molecular function (GO): ATP binding; ATP hydrolysis activity; P-type calcium transporter activity
Source: RefSeq, a predicted model, not a curated record
UCAUGUACGUGUAUUUCCUGUUUGGAACCGACUUGACAAGAAAAGAUCAAGAAAAGUACGAAGAGGCACAGGUCGCGACGUUUACAACAAAUGAUAAAAACACAUCUGAAAAUCAAUGAUACAAAGUGAAGAGAAUAAUGUAGAAAAGGUUAACAAUCAAGAGGAAUCUGAAAGUGAGGAGAUGAUGAAAACAUUGCCAUCGAGUCAGGCGUGUCGAUUGUCGGUAGAAGAGACAUGUCAGGUCCUGGAGGUGAACCCCAGCAAGGGGCUGGAUUCAAAUGAGGUGGUCAGGAGGCGUGCGGUUCAUGGGCACAAUGACUUUGAAAUAAGUGAGGAGACUCCGCUUUGGAAAAAAUAUCUAGAGCAGUUUAACAAUCCAUUGAUACUGUUGUUGUUAGGGUCUGCUGUAGUUAGUGUAUUCAUGCGCCAGUUUGAUGAUGCAGUUAGCAUCACUGUGGCAAUCAUCAUAGUGUCAACUGUAGCCUUUGUUCAGGAAUACAGGUCAGAGAAGUCCCUGGAAGCAUUGACAAAACUUGUGCCACCUAAAUGUCACUGUCACCGUAAUGAAAAACUUGAGGAUUUCCUGGCACGUGAUCUGGUGCCUGGUGAUGUUGUGGAUCUCAUGGUUGGGGAUAGGGUACCAGCUGAUCUACGACUUAUACAGGCGAAAGAUUUAGCUAUUGAUGAGUCAAGUUUUACAGGGGAGACACAUCCCAGUACAAAAGGAACCGCAACCAUUCCAAAAGAUGCUGUGAUGAACAAUGGUAUAACUCAGAGAACUAAUAUAGCCUUCAUGGGAACACUUGUACGGUGUGGUAGAGGUCAGGGUAUAGUGAUAGGUACAGGACAUAACUCAGAGUUUGGAGAGAUUUUCAAAAUGAUGCAGCAUGAAGAGUCGCCAAAGACUCCAAUGCAGAAGAGUAUGGAUAUUUUAGGAAAACAGCUGUCAUUCUAUUCAUUCUGUAUUAUUGGAUUGAUAAUGUUCUUGGGCUGGUUCCAGGGACGUAACGUCCUUGACAUGUUUAAUAUUGGAGUCAGUUUGGCUGUGGCUGCCAUUCCAGAAGGUUUACCUAUAGUAGUGACAGUGACCUUGGCCUUGGGGGUCAUGAGAAUGGCAAAGAGAAAAGCAAUCGUUAAAAAACUGCCGAUUGUAGAGACUCUAGGGUGUGCCAAUGUGAUAUGUUCAGAUAAGACUGGUACUCUCACCAAGAAUGAGAUGACAGUGACACAGAUAUAUUCUGCUGAGGGUACACAUGCUGAGGUUACAGGUGUAGGCUACAAUGGUAUAGGGAAUGUGUUGUGUGAAGGACAAACUGUGGACAGUCAGUCUCAUCCAGCACUGUGCAAAGUUAUUGAAGUUGGAUGUAUAUGUAAUGAUGCAGAGAUAUGUGAUGAUGUUCUACAUGGUCAGCCAACAGAGGGCGCUUUACUUGCCUGUGCGCUUAAGAUGAAUCUCCACAAUUUAAGGUACCUUUAUAUCCGCACAGACGAGAUGCCAUUCAACUCGGACAACAAGUACAUGUAUGUUCAGUGUACUCCGAGAUAUGGACAGAUGGCUGAUGAUGGUAGCAAGGAGUUGAUAUACUUUGUGAAAGGAGCCUUGGAGAAGAUAUUGGACAGAUGUACAAGGUUCUUCAGUGAUGGGGGCACCCUACCGCUUCAAGAUAAACACAAACAAAUCUACAUUAAAGAAGCAUAUAGGAUGGGCUGCAAUGGGCUUAGAGUGUUAGCAAUGGCAUAUGGACCAAACAUGAACAACCUUGUGUUUGUGGGGAUGGUAGGGAUCAUUGAUCCACCGAGACAGGGCGUUAAGGAGGCAAUAUCGUUACUUGUAGCUGGGGGUGUGUCUGUAAAAAUGCUCACCGGAGACUCUGAGGAAACUGCUAAAGCUAUUGGCGGUAGACUUGGUCUGAGUGCCAAUGGAGGGACAACUCUGUCUGGCGAGGAAAUAGAGUCUCUGGAUUUAUCUUACCUGAAGAGUAUCAUUAGUAAUGUCAACAUUUUCUACAGGGUCACUCCAAGAAAUAAAGUGAAAAUUGUUAAGGCAUUACAGGCAAAUGGUUUAGUUGUGGGUAUGACCGGAGAUGGUGUCAAUGAUGCCGUGGCACUGAAGGCAGCAGAUAUAGGCAUAUCAAUGGGCAAAUCAGGAACUGAUGUGUCAAAGGAAGCAGCUGAUAUGAUAUUAGUUGAUGAUGAUUUCUCUGUAACAUUAAGUGCAAUAGAAGAAGGAAAAGCCAUAUUUUACAACAUAAGAAACUUCGUUAGAUUUCAGCUUAGCACGAGUAUAGCAGCCUUGUCUCUGAUCGCAUUGUCUACAUUAUUCAAGUUACCAAAUCCACUGAAUGCAAUGCAGAUUCUGUGGAUAAACAUUAUAAUGGAUGGGCCUCCUGCACAGAGUUUGGGUGUAGAACCAGUGGACCAUGAUGUGAUACGACAGCCUCCACGUAGAGUGAAGGACCCUAUUAUAACUAGAUAUUUUAUUGUGAACAUACUGGUCUCUGCAGUUAUCAUUGUAUCAGGAACUUUGUGGGUUUUCUGGAGAGAGAUGAGUGAUAACAAGAUAACUCCAAGAGACACGACCAUGACGUUCACCUGUUUUGUUUUAUUUGAUAUGUUUAAUGCUCUAAGCUGUAGAUCGCAGGACAAAUCUGUACUACAGUUUGGAUUUUUUAGCAACAAAAUGUUUAUAAUGGCCGUUGGUGGCUCACUGAUUGGUCAGCUACUUGUGAUAUAUUUUCCUCCUCUGCAGAGAGUUUUUCAAACAGAAGCUUUAUAUUUAUCAGAUUUUAUAUUUUUAAUAACACUGACUUCGACAGUGUUAAUUGUGUCAGAAAUACGAAAGUUUAUACAGCGCGUUCUGGACAAAAGACGGAAACGUCAGCGAGAAGAAGAUUCAUACUUCUUUGUCUGAUUGUGAUAUACAUGUUUGUUAUUAUUGUUAUAGUCAGUAUAGUAAAUUAAUAGAUCUAGAAACUCAAUUUCUCCAUUUAAUGUAAUAUUGUUAGUGUUGAAUCAAAUGGGAAAAAUCAUGUUUUUUCUCCUUUUGAAAGAUGUGUUUUACAUUAGCCCGUGUUAUUUCUGUUACGUAUUGAUUGAGAUUUACCAGAGUUUUAUUUCAACGUAGAUGUUAAAUUUUUUCUCAGCACUUUUUUCAGUGGUAGUUUGAAUCUUUGUGAACAUUAUGUAAUCAUUUAAGUUGAAGGUUCAAAAUUUAUAAGAUUUGUUUUUAUUAUUCACCCCCCACCUUCCUCCUCUUUGGGACGACAUGUAGUAAUUUCAGUGUCAGACCGUUUAUACAUUCAUUUGUCCUGAUUUAAUGAUAAGUCUGUAACUUUGCCAUCCAUCCAUGAAGGGGAGGUGGGGUGACUUAUUUCUGUCAUGCUGAACGGUUCUUUUCAGGGUGCUUUGGACACUAGAGGAAGGAUGUGCUACACUUGAGUCUGUAAUGCUGACAAGAUCAAGUGUAUUUUACUGUCGAAGACGACAGGGAGUGGAGAGACCAACUAAUGCCAUCUGCUAGUAUUUUUUACAAUCAAAAAAGGGUGGGGAAGGGUAUUAAUGUCCCUGUAAUCAGCGGUUAUAAUCCUAAAAUGAAUGCAUGAAUUUAUUAAAGCAUUCAAAGCACUUGCCUUUUUAUUUGUGUAUCAUUUUAACAUUAUUCAUUAGCAGUCUUGCACUGUUUUUUUUUUU